Messenger RNA from Chilo suppressalis (striped riceborer), 1506 nucleotides. The record is from the annotation of a GenBank genome assembly. NCBI's taxonomy places the organism in Eukaryota, Metazoa, Arthropoda, Insecta, Lepidoptera, Crambidae.
AUGCAUGCCUCUAUGAGUGAAGUUUUGAGUGACCAAUCUAUCGAGAUUGCGUCACCCAGUGAAGCUAAUGCAGAUUUCAGUCAAGUCGAGACUGCCCGUCGGCGAUCAACUAGUCCGACGUUUCUACGUGCGCUCGGCUUGAUGAAGGUUACAGCAGUUACGAGUGUUCCAUCUUCUAAAUACCGCGGUACCGACACCGAUAAGAAAGUCGGUGGCUCUCAUACUUCUACGAGUAAGAAAUUGAAACAUUCGCAUAAGAAACGUUCCCAGUCCCAAUCAGUCGCAGCAAAGAGCACUGCAGUGAAAACUUUUGUGGUGAAAAAAGAACAUGUUUCGAAACCUAAAGGCCGAGCGGAGAAAAGGAGCCAUGCCACAUCAUUUGACGAACGUCGAAGCAUACCGGUUGUCGUCUCUAAGAAGAUUCGGAAGCCUGCAGCUUCAUCUACUGACAAGCCGACCACCAAGAAGCAUCAGCGUAAAGCGUCGACGCCAGCAAAGAAAGUUUUCUCUUCAGCGCCAGAAUCUACCGUCAAGCCUGCUAAGAACCUUCUAGAGUUAACCAAUCCUGCUGAUGUAGGCUGUUUCUGGGGUGAAAUAGUAGAAAGUGACUUCAAGUCGCUGAACUAUACCACGCUAUUGAAGAAUAAACAAUUCACUGAAGAACAAGUCCAGGCUAUACAAAAAUCAUUUCAGCAUCUAUCACGAACGUUUUGUCGCAGGCCGACAAAACGUGAACGUUUCAUGAAAACACAUGAAUGUAUAGAAUGUUAUUAUUCAGUAUCUCAUGAGUGCGUGGCCAUGGAUUCUCCAGAAUACUGGACCUUUGGCGGUAACGCUCCGUGUAUAGAUUUGAUCACCCCUGACGAUAUAACCAUGUGCCUCUGUAAUUUUACCAUCUUUCAUUCCCACAAUAUACUACCAAAGUCCAAGCGUGAAUUUCAUUUGAUUCCGCCAAGUCCUCCACCGAGUCCUCCACCGAGUUCCUUGCUGUUGGUAGAAAAUAAUCGUUCUGCGAAAUUGGAAUGUCCCAAGUGCUACAUGACCAUAACCAUAACAAACCGCAAUAACGCCGUUUGCUCCGGUCUGAUGAACUUCACCAGUGUAGAUGGCCGUAUUCGUAGAAGGUUCUUCGACUAUGUUUAUCAAAAUCUCGAUUGGGAAACAAGAAAUCCUCCAGCUUUAAUCUGUAUCAUCACCGCGGGCCCGUCGGCCAGGCCGACGCCCGUCCGUUCCCUGUCCAUUAAAGCUAGCGCGACACCGGCCCGGGGCCGGCACCUCCACCUCGAGGUAUCGCAUCUCGCGGACCUCGACUCGUCACAACAGGUACAUCACAAAAAUAGGCGAGCGAGCGCCGCCGACUCGCGUCUCCCCGACCCGACCGAGCCGCUCGAGUCUCGCACCGGAGCGACACUCGAACGAAUCUAUGUACAGACUUACAAAAUAAACGAUCUCAUAUACGCGGCACAUGUUCUCUUUCCGAAACGCGAGUCUCCUCCGCGACGCUAA